CUGGAAUAUUCUUCUCACUCAAUUUGUCCAACAAAAGAGAUAUGGAACCAUGCCAAACGAUUGCAACUUUGUCGACCUUCUUACAUCAGAUAACGCAUGGACGCAAUAUCUUGAAAAAAUUGAAGAAGAGAGUAAACAAGGUCAUCAUAGUCUCGCCAUUGACGCAUCUUGCCGUGCCAUCGAUGCCAUCAAUCAUUUGAGGCUUUUGAUCCUUUAUCAACGACGCGCCAUGGCAUACGCUAAAAACUGCCAAAUCCAAAAAGCACUCGACGAUGCAAGCCUCAUGAUGCGUGUCGCUCCUCAUUCGACGCAAGGUUACAUAUGUGCAAGCGAAAUCUACAUGAUGUGGGGCAAGGCAGGACGGGCGGUCGAGGUUUUGGAAGACGCCGUGAACAAAACAACUCCAGGAGCAGAUAGCAGCACCAGCGCAAUCAUCACUGAAACAGAAACAACUACAGAAACAGAGCUAAAAGCACGUCUGUGUACAGCAAAAGAAUGCCAUGAAAAACGAGUUGAUUUUAUUACCUCGCUGCCCACGGAAAUUAUGAUGCAGAUAUUCGGUUAUCUCAACUGGUACCCACAACGAAUAUUAAAACCGCUCUGUGUAUCUAAAGCAUGGCGUGCUAGGAUUCUAGGAUGUCCGAAUGUUUGGGAGAAAAUAGUUGCCCUCAACCUUCAAGAGGAAGAGCUCAAUUUAGUAUGCGGCUUCCUACCUAUCGUCAGCAGCACUGUUAAGGAACUGGAACUAUCUGAUUACGGGGCGUACACAAAGUUAUUUCCUAUCUUUGCUGCACUAGCAGAGAAACGACGGUUUUGCAACUUUCGUAAGCUGACCAUUCAUUCAAAUCGUACUGGUUUUAACGAUCCGAUAUUCAGCGCUCUCUUAAAUGUGGGUGCCCAAUUGACAAAGCUGAGUCUUAUCCUGUUUGACGACGAGGAUGAAAAUAUGAUGCCAUCUCUUUUCAAGGUUCUCGAACUAUGUCCCAAUAUACAGGAUCUGAUAUACGGCGGUAAUGGUAUGCUCAGCGAUAUUGAAGACGUUAUCCCAAGAACAAGGACUAGCCAUGGCAUUACCCGGAUUCUCCUACUUUGCUCUUAUCUAUCCCAUGGCGCUUUCGAAUUCGUUCUACGACGAUGCCAGCACCUUAGAGUGCUGAACAUAAAGGCAGAAGUGGUAGAGGGCGGAACUGAAAUAUGCAGCUCAAUCCAGGAGCUCGGCACUCAUCUGCAAGCUUUUGCUUUUAACAAUGAGGGGUAUUGGUACAACAUGCCACAACAACAAAAAAUUACUUCUGGUGCUGGUGCUGCUCGUACUUACAGCACUGACUACAACAAAGCUAAAGGCGAUCAAACACACGAUUCUGGUGGACUAUUACAACUACGCGUAACAGACGAAAUAUACUGGUUAUCUACACUAGUACCGUUGCUUUCUGCCCAUCACGAGACGUUGCAGGAGCUGGAUAUACCAUUAAGGGUACUUCCAGUAGGUGGAGGGUUCAACCAACAGCUUCGUGCCUUGGGACGCAUUUCUUUUCCAUCGUUACGCAAGUUAGCCAUACGAGACAUUCAAAGGACGCAUAGUACCGUUGCAGAUUUGAUCAAACAGUGUGGGAUGCUCCAAAGUCUUUGUCUGUCGUUCGCCGACGAUGAAUCAGCACAAAGGGUCUUUAUAGCGAUGGCCGACAACAUCACUUUACUCCGUGAACUGGAGGAGCUAGAGAUUGUUGCGUGCAACUCUAAUCACAAGUGUUCCAUUGCUCCAGGUCUCACGGCGUUUUUCGAGGCGUUCCAAGCACUAGGCGUCACUCAGUCUCGACUACGACGCGUCAAACUUGAAGAAGUGGAUCUGUCAUGGGCAAUCUCUUCCUGUUCGGCGUUAUCCUUAUUGGCUAGUCUUCCUACCAUUCGCAUUAUUGAGCUUAUUAGAGUGAUGGUGCCCAAACGGCUUAUGGAUCAAUUUGCUCAAAAAGUACAAGAGGCUGGAACUUUGGAGGAGUUAAAGAUAAAUGAACUCGACGAGCUCACACUUGAUGAUGAUACGUUCCAGUGGUUUGCCUUUGCUCCUUCAUUAAAAUCACUCGCGCUGCUUAAUCUUUCCAGCAUUACCGAUGAUUGUUUGAGUUAUUUCGAGGACAACCCUGAGGGGAAUCUUAAAGCCCUUAUAAUAACCGAAUGUCCUCUAAUCACCAGCUAUGGUUUGCAAAGGAUAGAUAAACUUAUUCCUAAAGUUUACUUCUACCGCUACUAGUUUACAAAUGCUAGCAGUAAUAAAAC
Molecule: messenger RNA, 2274 nt
Organism: Zychaea mexicana
Lineage: Eukaryota; Fungi; Mucoromycota; Mucoromycetes; Mucorales; Lichtheimiaceae
Exons: 2
Coding region: 50-2248 (732 amino acids)
Biological process (GO): SCF-dependent proteasomal ubiquitin-dependent protein catabolic process
Cellular component (GO): SCF ubiquitin ligase complex
Molecular function (GO): protein binding
Source: RefSeq, a predicted model, not a curated record